Molecule: messenger RNA, 4717 nt
Organism: Ictidomys tridecemlineatus (thirteen-lined ground squirrel)
Lineage: Eukaryota; Metazoa; Chordata; Mammalia; Rodentia; Sciuridae
Gene: Hdlbp
Product: high density lipoprotein binding protein
Molecular function (GO): mRNA binding
Source: RefSeq, a predicted model, not a curated record
GGCCCAGGGUCCAGCGGGGAUGUGCUUUCCUCUGCCGCGUGUGGCCUACGGCCCGGGCAGCCGUCGGAGUCUCCCGCCUCGGCUGACGCCAAGGCCGCUGUGCAGGAAGCCUCCCUGCGCGCCCCUGACCACGAGGAAACCCUUCCUGCUUCACUAGCGGGUGCCAGGCGUUGAGACCCGGAGCUGUUCUGACACAAGGCCCGUUGCGAGGGUAUUUUUGUGGGUGGCCCCCUUGGAAGGGGGCCAGGUGCUUAGGCUCGCUGACUUAGAAGGGUCAGCUUUGACGUGGUGUGUGCAUUCCGAGUGAACCCAAAGAGAAACGGACGCGUUUUGCGUAUCAAACAGUGCACACGGGCGAAGAAACGUUUGGAGUGACCUGUAGAGGCCGUGAUCUUCACUUGCAGGAUGACUCGUCCUUCAGUUUUGGGUAAAAGCUGGCAGGCUGACAGAGGCGGCCUCGGGACGGACUUUCUGGCUACCGACCGUUUUGCUGUGGCUUACCCGGAUCACGUGUGGGUGUGAGAUCAACCAUGAGCUCCGUUGCAGUUUUGACACAAGAGAGUUUUGCCGAACACCGAAGUGGACUGGUUCCGCAGCAAAUCAAAGUGGCUACUUUAAAUUCAGAAGAGGAGAGCGACCCUCCCACCUAUAAGGAUGCCUUCCCCCCACUUCCUGAGAAGGCAGCGUGCUUGGACAGUGCCCAGGAACCCGCCGGAGCCUGGAGCACCAAGAUCCGGCCCAUCAAGGCCUCCGUCAUCACUCAGGUGUUCCACGUGCCCCUGGAGGAAAGGAAGUACAAGGACAUGAACCAGUUUGGAGAAGGUGAACAAGCCAAGAUCUGCCUUGAGAUCAUGCAGAGGACUGGCGCUCACCUGGAGCUGUCUCUGGCCAAAGAUCAAGGCCUCUCCAUCAUGGUCUCAGGGAAGCUGGAUGCUGUCAUGAAAGCCCGGAAGGACAUUGUCGCUCGAUUGCAGACUCAGGCCUCAGCAACUGUUGCCAUUCCUAAAGAGCACCAUCGUUUUGUGAUCGGCAAAAAUGGAGAGAAAUUGCAAGACUUGGAGCUAAAAACCGCAACCAAAAUCCAGAUCCCACGCCCAGAUGACCCCAGCAACCAGAUCAAGAUCACUGGCACCAAAGAGGGCAUUGAGAAGGCUCGCCAUGAGGUGCUGCUCAUCUCUGCUGAGCAGGACAAGCGUGCCGUGGAGAGGCUGGAGGUGGAGAAGGCCUUCCACCCCUUCAUUGCUGGGCCCUACAAUAGACUCGUGGGUGAGAUCAUGCAGGAAACAGGGACGCGCAUCAACAUCCCCCCUCCCAGUGUCAGCCGGACAGAAAUCGUGUUCACUGGAGAGAAGGAGCAGCUGGCACAGGCUGUGGCUCGCAUCAAGAAGAUUUACGAGGAGAAGAAAAAGAAGACCACGACCAUUGCAGUGGAGGUGAAGAAGUCUCAGCACAAGUAUGUCAUCGGGCCCAAAGGCAACUCCCUGCAGGAGAUCCUGGAGAGAACUGGGGUUUCUGUGGAGAUCCCCCCCUCAGACAGCGCCUCUGAGACGGUGAUCUUGCGAGGGGAGCCCGAGAAGCUGGGCCAGGCGCUGACUGAGGUCUACGCCAAGGCCAACAGCUUCACGGUCUCCUCAGUGUCCGCCCCCUCCUGGCUUCACCGGUUCAUCAUCGGCAAGAAAGGGCAGAACCUGGCCAAGAUAACACAGCAGAUGCCCAAGGUGCACAUUGAGUUCACUGAAGGUGAGGACAGGAUCACCCUGGAAGGCCCCACAGAGGACGUGAGUGUGGCCCAGGAGCAGAUCGAAAGCAUGGUCAAGGACCUGGUUAACCGGAUGGACUAUGUGGAGAUCAGCAUCGACCACAGGUUCCACAGGCACCUCAUCGGGAAGAGCGGGGCCAACAUCAACAGAAUCAAAGACCAGUACAAGGUGUCUGUGCGCAUCCCUCCUGACAGCGAGAAGAGCAACCUAAUCCGCAUAGAGGGGGACCCUCAGGGCGUGCAGCAGGCCAAGCGGGAGCUGUUGGAGCUGGCCUCUCGCAUGGAAAACGAGCGUACCAAGGAUCUAAUCAUUGAGCAGAGAUUCCAUCGCACAAUCAUUGGGCAGAAAGGUGAACGGAUCCGUGAAAUUCGUGACAAAUUCCCAGAGGUUAUCAUCAACUUCCCAGACCCAGCACAGAAAAGCGACAUUGUCCAACUCAGAGGGCCCAAGAACGAGGUGGAAAAAUGCACCAAGUACAUGCAGAAGAUGGUGGCCGACCUGGUGGAGAACAGCUAUUCGAUUUCUGUUCCAAUCUUCAAACAGUUUCACAAGAACAUCAUUGGGAAAGGUGGUGCAAACAUCAAGAAGAUCCGCGAGGAAAGCAACACCAAGAUCGACCUUCCCGCGGAGAACAGCAAUUCCGAGACCAUCAUCAUCACAGGCAAGAGAGCCAACUGUGAGGCUGCCCGGAGCCGGAUCCUGUCCAUCCAGAAAGACCUGGCCAACAUCGCCGAGGUGGAGGUCUCCAUCCCUGCCAAGCUGCACAACUCGCUCAUCGGCACCAAGGGCCGCCUGAUCCGCUCCAUCAUGGAGGAGUGCGGGGGCGUGCACAUCCACUUCCCUGUGGAGGGCUCCGGGAGCGACACGGUCGUCAUCAGGGGUCCCUCCUCUGACGUGGAGAAGGCCAGGAAGCAGCUCCUGCACCUGGCGGAGGAGAAGCAAACAAAGAGCUUCACCGUGGACAUCCGAGCCAAGCCAGAGUACCACAAGUUCCUCAUUGGCAAGGGGGGCGGCAAAAUCCGCAAGGUGCGUGACAGCACGGGUGCCCGCAUCAUCUUCCCAGCCGCUGAGGACAAGGACCAAGACCUGAUCACUAUCAUAGGAAAGGAGGACGCUGUCCGGGAGGCACAGAGGGAGCUGGAGGCGCUGAUCCAGAACCUGGAUAACGUGGUCGAGGAUUCCAUGCUGGUGGACCCCAAGCACCACCGCCACUUCGUCAUCCGAAGAGGCCAGGUCCUGCGGGAGAUCGCAGAGGAGUAUGGUGGGGUGAUGGUCAGCUUCCCGCGCUCUGGCACACAGAGCGACAAGGUCACCCUCAAAGGUGCCAAGGAGUGUGUGGAGGCAGCCAAGAAGCGCAUUCAGGAGAUCAUUGAGGACUUGGAAGCCCAGGUGACGGUGGAGUGCGCCAUCCCCCAGAGGUUCCAUCGAUCUGUCAUGGGCCCCAAAGGCUCCAGGAUCCAGCAGAUCACUCGGGAUCACAAUGUCCAGAUCAAGUUCCCAGACAGAGAGGAGAACCCAGUCCCCAGCACAGAGCCAGCUGUCCAGGAGAACGGUGAGGAGGCCGGGGAGGGCAGAGAGGCUGAGCCUGGCUCUCCACGGAGGUGUGACAUCAUCGUCAUCUCUGGCCGAAAAGAGAGGUGUGAGGCAGCCAAGGAGGCACUGGAGGCUCUAGUUCCUGUCACCAUCGAGGUGGAGGUGCCCUUUGACCUUCACCGUUACAUCAUCGGGCAGAAGGGAAGUGGGAUCCGCAAGAUGAUGGACGAGUUUGAGGUGAACAUUCACGUCCCAGCUCCUGAGCGGCAGUCUGACGUCAUUGCCAUCACCGGUCUCGCUGCUAAUCUGGACCGAGCCAAGGCCGGGCUGCUGGAGCGCGUGAAGGAGCUGCAGGCUGAGCAGGAGGACCGUGCUCUACGGAGUUUCAAGCUGAGCGUCACUGUAGACCCCAAAUACCAUCCCAAAAUCAUCGGAAGAAAGGGGGCAGUGAUCACCCAGAUCCGGCUAGAGCACGACGUGAACAUCCAGUUUCCGGACAAGGACGAUGGCAGCCAGCCCCAGGACCAAAUCACCAUCACAGGGUACGAGAAGAACACAGAAGCCGCCCGCAACGCCAUCCUGAAGAUCGUGGGUGAGCUUGAGCAGAUGGUCUCUGAAGACGUCCCGCUGGACCACCGUGUCCACGCCCGCAUCAUUGGCGCCCGAGGCAAAGCCAUCCGAAAAAUCAUGGAUGAAUUCAAGGUGGACAUCCGCUUCCCACAGACUGGAGCCCCAGACCCCAACUGUGUCACUGUGACAGGGCUCCCGGAGAACGUGGAGGAGGCCAUCGAUCACAUCCUCAACCUGGAGGAGGAAUACCUGGCCGACGUGGUGGACAGUGAGGCUCUGCAGGGCUACCUGAAGCCCCCCGUGCACGAGGAGUCCAAGGCCCCCUCCAAAGGCUUUGUGGUGCGGGACGCGCCCUGGACUGCCAGCAGCAGUGAGAAGGCCCCUGAUAUGAGCAGCUCUGAGGAGUUUCCCAGCUUUGGGGCUCAGGUGGCCCCCAAGACCCUCCCUUGGGGCCCCAAACGAUAAUGAUCAAAAAGCAGCACCCUCUCCAGCUGCUGAGCCAGCCGCCACACAGUUGGUCUCGGUCUGACCCAGCGGCUGGGCCCCAUUGCUGACGCUCCCCCCUCCCGAGGUCUCGCAGUGAAGCCUGACGGCCGGCCCUGUCACCACCUCCCCAGGCCUGGUCGUCACCCAGCGGGCUCAGGGGCUGCCCCUGGGUGGUGCCCCAGGACAGGUGCCACCAUGUUGAACACUAAGCAGAGGUCAUUGCACAUUUGUGGUAAGACUCCAGCUUCCUGGUCACCCAGCAUGCGGUCAGCACUGACCUUCACCAGAGCUCCACAGCAGCGGCUCGGAGUCGACUUCCUGUGUCAUGACCUCAGGAAAUAAAUUUCCUUGACUUUAUAAAAGCCAAA